Messenger RNA from Labrus bergylta (ballan wrasse), 2129 nucleotides. Its product is annotated as basic helix-loop-helix ARNT-like protein 1. The record is from RefSeq and is a predicted model, not a curated record. Gene Ontology annotation, biological process: regulation of transcription by RNA polymerase II. NCBI's taxonomy places the organism in Eukaryota, Metazoa, Chordata, Actinopteri, Labriformes, Labridae. Gene Ontology annotation, molecular function: protein dimerization activity; RNA polymerase II cis-regulatory region sequence-specific DNA binding; DNA-binding transcription factor activity, RNA polymerase II-specific. Gene Ontology annotation, cellular component: transcription regulator complex; cytoplasm; nucleus.
AGUCGAGUGUGAUGUGGAAACUUGAAACGUGCCCUGCUCAUACACUGGGAAUGAACCCUUCACUGAGCUCCCUCCUCUCCUCUCCAUUACUACUACAGCUGGUGGCUCCACAUGCGCGGCGCUGCUCCGUAGCCUUCACUGAGCACACCGGCUCCAGCCUGCAGGUAUGUCGGCCGGUGGCUCUGACGGGAAGGCGGCUGGGCCAGCAGAUCCCGCUGCAGAGGAGGAAGCUCUGAGUCAAGCCGGAUCCUCGCUGGCAGCUGUCGAGCUGCCAAGGAAACGAAAGGGAGAUGUGGAGGACAGGUCAGACCCCCACGGACGGCAGAGCCUUGACUUCCCAAUGGAUGAUGAUCUCAGCAGAUCUGAAGGAGAGGAUACUCAAAUCAAAAUGAAAUGCUUCAGGGAGCCUCACAGCCAGAUUGAGAAACGGCGGCGGGAUAAAAUGAACAACCUCAUCGACGAGCUUUCUACCAUGAUCCCCGCCUGUCAGCCCAUGGCGCGGAAACUUGACAAACUCACUGUGCUGCGAAAGGCGGUGCAACACCUGAAAGCCCUCAAAGCUGGGACGAGCAGCGCCUUUACAGACACCACCUGCAAGCCUUCCAUCCUGCCUCACGAUUACCUCAGGCACCUUAUGCUCAGUGCUGCAGAUGGUUUCCUAUUAGUUGUUAGUUGUGACCGGGCGAAAAUCCUGUUCAUCUCCGAGUCUGUGUCCAAGAUCCUCAACUUUAAACGGUUGGAGCUGACUGGGCAGAGCCUGUUUGAUUUCAUCCACCACAAAGACAUCAGUAAGGUGAAGGAGCAGCUGGCGUCAUCAGAGCCCUACCCUCGCCAACGCCUCAUCGAUGCUGCCACCGGGGUUCAGCUCCAGGCAGAUACUCCGGCCAGACCGUCCAAUCUGACCAGCGGAGCCCGGAGGUCCUUCUUCUGCCGGAUGAAGUACAGCCGGGUGGUGGGGAAGCACGAGGACAAACAUUUGCUGCCGAGUACUUCCAAAAAGAAAGACACCAGCAGAUACUGCACCCUCCACUGUACCGGAUACAUGCGCAGUUGGCCAAGCAGCCAGCAGGACUCGGAGGAAGACGGCGACAAGGAAACGUCAAACCUGACCUGCCUGGUGACCGUGUGCCGCCUCCUCUCCCACUCGUCCCGUCAGCCCCCCAAAGACGUCAAGGUCAAGCCCGCCGAGUUCGUCACCCGCUGUGCCAUCGACGGCAAGUUCACCUUCGUAGACCAACGAGCGACGACCGUCAUCGGUUAUUUGCCGCAGGAAGUUCUCGGCACCUCGUGUUACGAGUACUUCCACCAGGACGACCUGCAGCACCUCGCAGAGAAACAUAGGCAAGCACUUCGAAGCAAAGGGAAGAUCGAGACGCCGUGCUACAAGUUCAAAACAAAAUACGGCCCCUACGUUUAUCUCCAAAGUCAGUGGUUUAGUUUCACGAACCCAUGGACCAAAGAAGUUGAGUUUAUCGUGUCUUCAAACAGAGUCGUCUCGGGGCCUAAUCACACGAAAGAAAAAGAAGCAGCAAGCUCAAAAGCAAUUCAAGAGGACACAAAACAAUUACCCAUAAUUCCUGGCCUUGCCAGCAGUGUGGGGACGAUGAUAUACGCAGGCAGUAUAGGGACCCAGAUUGCAAAUGAACUCGUCGACACUUACAGGGUGAACUCUUCUCCAUCAAGCGGAGCUUCCAGUCCGUUUGGAGUGGCCCAGGAGAAAUGUCCACUGGUUUCUCCUCAAACCAACAGGAGUGUGUCCAGCAGAGACGAGGCAGCAGGCAGUUCAUCAGUGUCCCACUCCGACUCGGGGACAGGAGCCGGCGCUAGCAGUGGAACUUCUGAAAGUACAGGUGAGCCGUCCCAGCUGGACUUGGACAACAUGGUGGUGCCGGGCCUGAGCAGCUUCAGCAGCGAUGAGGCAGCCAUGGCGGUCAUUAUGAGUUUGCUGGAGACGGAUGUAAACAUGGGUCAAUCGGGGGACUUCGAGGACUUACACUGGCCUUUCUAGAAGGGGCACAGACUCCCCGCUCCCUUUUUAAACGCUCUUGUACCGCUUGCAGAGAAAUGGGACUUUCAGUCGCUCAUCUCAUGACCGACUGAUCUGGCCUUGCACAAUUGAACCCACUGAA